Messenger RNA from Neoarius graeffei (lesser salmon catfish), 1167 nucleotides. Its product is annotated as C-C chemokine receptor type 5-like. The coding region runs from base 1 to 1152 and encodes 383 amino acids. The record is from RefSeq and is a predicted model, not a curated record. Lineage: Eukaryota; Metazoa; Chordata; Actinopteri; Siluriformes; Ariidae. Gene Ontology annotation, cellular component: membrane. The transcript has 2 exons. Gene Ontology annotation, biological process: G protein-coupled receptor signaling pathway; chemotaxis; immune response. Gene Ontology annotation, molecular function: chemokine receptor activity.
AUGCCAUACACAAGACACUCGACGUCCACAACUACGACGGUCAACAGAAGGCACACAAUACCAGAGCCUACAGAGUAUGAAACAGAGGACUACUCUGACUACGACAGCCUAAAGCAAGGUGAUUACGAGUCCCAGGUCUGCAACAACAGCAAUGUAAUGGAUUUUAGCCAAGUCUUCCUCCCUACAGUCUACAGCAUUGUCUUCAUUGUGGGGUUCAUUGGCAAUGGCCUGGUGUUGUGUGUCCUGGUCAAGUAUCACAAACCAUUCAACAUGUCAGAUCUGUGCCUCUUCAACCUGGCCAUUUCAGACCUCCUCUUCCUUAUCUCAUUGCCUUUCUGGGCCGACUAUGCUGCCAACUCUAAUUGGGCCUUCCCAGAGUUCAUGUGCCAUGCAGUGACAGCACUCUACAUGCUGGGCUUCUAUGGAAGUAUCUUCUUCAUGAUCCUUAUGACAGUGGACCGCUAUGCCGUCAUCGUCCACACCUCUACCUCCCUCAUCCCCAAGCACCGGUCUGUCAGAGCUAGCAUAGCACUGGCUUUGUUUGUGUGGACACUGAGCUUGGGAGCCUCUCUGCCAAACAUCAUUUUCUCAAAAGUGAAGAAUACCGGUACACUUGAGAAUGCAACAAAAUGCAUGGUGGAAUAUUCAGAAAGGAAAGUGUGGAAGUCAUUCCAUUACACUCAGCUGAACAUCCUUGGUUUUAUUAUUCCUCUUUCAGUGAUGCUGUUCUGCUACUCGCGUAUCAUCCCCAUCUUAAUGACCAUGCAGUCUCAGAAGAAGCACAAAGCUGUUCGGCUCAUGGUGGUCUUGGUUACUGUUUUUUUCCUCUUCUGGACGCCCUACAACAUCGUCAUCUUCCUGAAGCUCCUGCAAGAACUGGGCUACAUGACCAGCCAUCAUUGCUACCAGGACCUGCACAUGGCUAUACAGUGGGUGGAAUCCAUAGCAUUCUGUCACUGCUGCCUCAACCCCAUAAUUUAUGCCUUUGUGGGGCAGAAAUUCAGGAAUUUAUUUUUAAAGAUCCUGAAAGAGUGGUUUCCUCUUUGCUUUGGCCAUUGCACAACAGUUGAAAGCAAGUCCUCAGAGAGGACGACCUCCAAGUACUCACACGCCUCAAUGAUUUCCAGCACAAAGGCAAAAUUAAAAGUGUAACUGUUAUCGCUUGUU